Ctenopharyngodon idella (grass carp) is the source of this 2382-nucleotide messenger RNA. RefSeq names its product proteasome 20S subunit beta 11b (gene psmb11b). The record is from RefSeq and is a predicted model, not a curated record. The transcript has a single exon. The coding region runs from base 6 to 1205 and encodes 399 amino acids. Lineage: Eukaryota; Metazoa; Chordata; Actinopteri; Cypriniformes; Xenocyprididae. Gene Ontology annotation, cellular component: proteasome core complex.
AGUUUAUGGCUUUGCAAGAUGUAUGCGGCUUGCAGACCGCCCCUCUGUUCCCUCAAUGGAAUGCUCCUCUCUCACAGUCCUUCAUGCCGGAGGAUUCCACUCAUCUGUUCGGAGGGGGGAUUCACGGAGAAGCUUUCUCUACAUGGCUGCCUGGGAGGGGCGCUCUGAGUCCUUUGGAAUUUUACAUGCCGAUAGCGGAAUACCUCACACAAAGCCCGAUAAACUUCGGUCAAAUUAGCCUCGGUUCAGCGCCGACAAACCUACUGAAUAUAGACCAUCAGCAUCCCUCAUUGCCGUCCAUCUCUCUUCCUUCACCCACACCCUACUCCAUCUCUCCCUCCGUUCCUUUACCGUUCACUCUCUCUCACGGUACCACAACUCUCGGCUUCGCGUUCCAGGGAGGUGUGAUCGCCGCAGCCGACACGCGUUCCAGCUGCUCGGGGAAGGUGGCCUGUCCCUCCUCACCGAAGGUCUUGCCCAUCCACUCUCACCUGGUUGGUACCACAUCCGGGACCUCAGCUGAUUGUGCGCUCUGGAAGCGCAUCCUGGCUCGAGAGCUCAGACUGUACCAGCUUCGACACCGCCGUAGGCUGUCGACAGGGGGCGCCGCAAAGCUGCUGUCUCACAUGCUGCAUCCAUUCAAAGGCACUGAGCUGUGCGUCGCAGCCACUCUGUGUGGAUGGGAUGGGGAUGAAGAAAAAGAUGAGCAACCAAUUACAGAGAAAUAUGCAAAUACCACAACCACUCAAAUAUUAGCAAGCGAUUCAUGUAGCCAAUCAGCAGCAACCCAGCCGUUCAUAGCUGCUCCUGCAGUUUGUAAAUCUCCAGCUCAACAAAUGGUCAAACCUCGUUCGGGAAUAUGUGGCCCACGGGUUGUUUAUGUGUGCAGUGACGGGCUGCGCCUGCAGGGGGAGCUGUUCUCUGUGGGAUCGGGCUCUCCAUACGCAUACUCGAUCCUGGACAGCAGCGUUUACUGGGGAAUGAGCGUACAGGAGGCCGCUUCAGUCGCCAGGGAGGCCGUAUACAGAGCCACAUACAGAGACGCGUACUCGGGCAAUAAUGUAGAUCUCUACCAUGUUACUGCCCAAAGGGUGGAGGCGCAGAGAGAGGGAAAACUUGAAAGAGGAGUAUUACAGAGAGAAAGAGAGGGAGAGAAAGAGAGUGGAGGAGAGAAAAACAGAAAAGAAAGCAAUUUUAAAAUGUGAUGAUAGAGAUAUAGUUUGAGGAGAAACAUGAGGCAGAUUUUGGAAACAUGAAUGAUGAGAAAAUGAUUUUUAUAGCAAAGCAAAAAAAAAAAAAAAAAAAAAGAUGCAAAGACAAACAUGUGUUGAUAAUUCAGUAAAAUUUAUAGUUAUUAGUGUUUCACACUGAGCUUUUUUAAAGAAAACCAAAAAGGAAGUUUUUAUCCAAAACUGUAUGAUUUUUCUUUUUCUGAGGAACACAAAAGGAGAUGAUUAGCAGAAUGUCUGCAUGAGUUGUGUGGCAUAUUUUUGUAGUACUUUGUAUUUUUAAUAGUUAAAUAAUUUUGCUGAAUGUCAGAAGCUUCAGCCCCCUCUCUUUGAUUGUAUCUUGGGCAUUAUGGUAAAAAUCUAAUUUUAUGUUUAUGAGGAAAAAAAGAACUUAUGGGUUUAGAAUGAUAUUGUUAUUAAUUUUUGAGUGAACAAACUUUUUGAUCAACCCACUUUUUGACCACUUCUAAUGUAAUGACUAAUGAAGAAUAUAAAGUUCAAGUAUAAACUCGUAAGAUUGAGCAGAAAUCAGGACUCAAUGCUAAGGAUUUUUUUCUAUUGUCCUGGUUGAGCCAUGAUUCAAAUUUUUACUUGCCCUGCCAAAUUGUGGCCCCACUACAAAAAAAGUCAUAAAUAAAUUAAUUAAAAUACUUAUUGUUUUCCUUGUAUUCCUUGUAUUCUAAUAAAUAGCGUUAAGACACCAACAUUUUACAGACCAGUGAAAUUGAAUCAUAAUUAGUCUAACUAAUAUAAAUUUAAAACAUUAUUAAAGAUAAGUAAAACGUAAUUAGUAAAAUAAAAUCAAAUAAACAAAUUACAAGCAAUAGCACAAAUACAUAUAAUAGAACAAAGAUACAAAUGAAAAAGGUUUUCAGGUAGGUAAUUCAGACAUAUCUAGUCUGUCUUAAAUGUCAGAAAACAACAUUUAUUUAUAUAUUUAAGUCUCCCUUUAGUCAAUAAUUUUAUGCCUUAAAUUUGAUCUCCAAAAUGAUAUAUUUAAACGUUUUUUUCUUUGAAAAAAUAUUUCUUUAUACCUUAAAAUAGCUUGAUUGUAACUCUACACCCUUGCCUGGUUUAGUAUGCUGUUCUACACACGUUGACGUUCUACAGCACAUCUGUUCAUAUUCAUGCUGUAAUAAACAAAUGUGUGUCA